UUCAUUAUUUUAAAAUUGAAAGCGUGGGGUUACUGGGUUACUGGGCUGGAGGGCCUGAGUGAGGGUAGACUCGGUCGAGUCGACCCGGAAUUAAAUCUGUGUUUAACUUGGGUGUAUUUAUUACGGGCAACAUGGAAGCCCAGGUUGGGAGAAACUUAACCAGGGAUUAGAACCAGGGUUAAAAAAACAAGUGGUUAAGAAGGGACAACCACAAACCCAGAUUUUUAUUCAUCAACAGUCAUCACUGCUCAUCAUCGAUCAUCAUCACCACCACCAUCUUCAACAAAACAACCAUCAUCUCUCCUUCCUCAAUUAGCUAUACUCGAUUUUCCACCUCCAUCCUAGCUAGCCCUUCAACACCUCUACCCAUCUCCUGUCCCCUCCUAACCAUGGAUGCGGACAUCCUUCUCCUAUCUGCGGUUUUAUGGGGUUAAUUAAGACUUUGGGGCUCAAGAAAUGGAUUUAACCGCCACUACCAACGCCACCGCCGCCGCCGCAACUGCCAACCCUGUCGCCACCAAAACCCCAGAAGCCGACAGUGAGGCGCCGACGCGGAUCCAACCUACUAAGCCUCUCUCCUCCACCAACGGCGUACUCAAGCGCCACCUCCCCCACCACCACCUCCACCACCACCACCACCAUUCCCUGAACAACCCGCCGUCUGCGGUUAUCUACAGGGACUGUCUGAAGAACCACGCAGCGAGCUUGGGCGGGUACGCCGUGGACGGAUGCGGGGAGUUCAUGCCGUCGCCGUCGGCCAACCCUACCGACCCCAGCUCGCUGAAAUGCGCCGCCUGCGGCUGCCACCGGAACUUCCACCGCCGCGAGGCUGAGGAUUCCCUCGCCACUCAUGUCCUCGAGUACCAACCCCACCAUCGCCACCACCCGCCGCCGCCGCCUCCUCCUCGGGUUCGGAGCCCCGACUCGCCGUCCCCGCCUCCGAUCGCGUCCUCCUUCUACCCAUCUGCGCCGCACAUGCUCCUCGCUCUCUCCGCCGGCUUGACGGGUCACCCGGAAAAUUCUCCUCCUAUCAACGCAACCCCCAUGGCGGCGGCAACUCCCGGGUCGAACCCGAAUGGGAGAAAGCGGUUCCGCACCAAGUUCAGCCCUGGGCAGAAGGAGAAAAUGUACCAUUUCGCGGAGCAAGUGGGGUGGAAGAUGCAGAAGAGGGAUGACGAAUUGGUGGCGCAGUUCUGCAGCGAAGUGGGAAUCGACAGAGGCGUGCUGAAGGUGUGGAUGCACAACAAUAAAAACACUUUUGGGAAGCGUGAUCAAGUGAAUGGUGCUGGAAAUGGACAUGGAAAUGGAAAUGGAAAUGGCGUUGAAGACAGUACCACCCACCAGAACAACGAGAACGAAGAACAGGAAAACCCAAAUCACCAUCAUCACCCCCAACAACACCUCCACCUGAAUGAUCAUGGGAAUGCAGUAGCUGUGGCGACUAAUGGUUCUUCUUCAUCAUCUUGAUUCUCUGGUGAAUUAAUAAUAAUAAUAAUAAUAAUAAUAAUAAUAAUGAUAAUAAUAAUAAAAGGUAGAUUAAGGCGGGUCUUAAUUAGCUAGUUAUUUUAAUUUGAUUUUCUUUUUGUUUAGUUCAUCAUCAAUGAUAUGGUCAGUCGGUCGGUCCAGGAUAGCAUGGGAGAGAUUGGAUGAAAAAAGGGAAAUUUAUUUUCAAGAAUUUUCUAUAGUUUAAGUAAUUUGGUGCAGUACAAGCGUUUCUCUGUC
Molecule: messenger RNA, 1722 nt
Organism: Malania oleifera
Lineage: Eukaryota; Viridiplantae; Streptophyta; Magnoliopsida; Santalales; Ximeniaceae
Product: zinc-finger homeodomain protein 9
Exons: 1
Coding region: 457-1467 (336 amino acids)
Biological process (GO): regulation of developmental process; regulation of DNA-templated transcription
Cellular component (GO): nucleus
Molecular function (GO): transcription cis-regulatory region binding; DNA-binding transcription factor activity
Source: RefSeq, a predicted model, not a curated record